Mercurialis annua (annual mercury) is the source of this 1302-nucleotide messenger RNA. RefSeq lists its product as uncharacterized. NCBI's taxonomy places the organism in Eukaryota, Viridiplantae, Streptophyta, Magnoliopsida, Malpighiales, Euphorbiaceae. The transcript has a single exon. The record is from RefSeq and is a predicted model, not a curated record. Bases 1 to 1302 code for a protein of 433 amino acids.
AUGGAGGAGGGAUUAGUCGCAGCUUGCUCUCAGCUACGAUUAACGGAGGAUGAACAGGAAACGAUUACGUUGGAGGAUGUGGUGGAUGAAAACGCUGAUGACAAGGCUGAGCUUAGUCUGAUUGGCAAAUUAUUCACUCAAAAACCGUAUAACCUAAUUCAUAUGAAAAACGCAUUGUCAAGUGCGUGGAGACUAGCUGAAGGUUUUUCAAUUAGACAUGUUGGUGACGAUCUUUUUGUAUGUGAAUUCUUUUCUAAGUUGGAUAAAAACCGAAUCCUUCGUGAAGGUCCUUGGAAUUUUGACAAACAGCUGAUCCUCUUUGAACCUAUGUCGGGCAAUAUGCAGCCUAACAAUAUGAUCCUAAAACACUGUCUGGUGUGGGUGAGGGUAUAUAAUCUUCCGAUGAAUUGUCGAGGUAAAGUUGCGGUUACUAAACUUGGGACAAAACUGGGAAGAGUUUUGGAGGUUGAUGGGGGCAGUGGGGAUUAUAAUCGCUAUGGCAGAGCUAGAGUUUUGUUGGAUGUGUCCAAACCAAUAAUAAGAGGAACAAAAGUGAUCAAUCCUCUAGGCGAGCAAUGUUGGAUCCCUUUCAAGUACGAGCGACUCCAAAAUUUCUGUUAUUGGUGCGGCAUGCUAGAUCACCUGGUUGCAGACUGUGAAGAGAAACCAGAGGAAACAGAGGUGUCAGAUUGGCCGUAUGGGCCGGGGUUACGUGCUACCCCGCGAAAAAAGAUAUUAAUGGGCAAUCGUCAAAACAUUAGAGCAACUGCAAAUGGUCUGGAAGAGCAAUCACAUUCAGCUUCUCAUUCAGAUAAUGGGGACAAUCCAUCUUCUGCUAGACGGAAUUUGAACCUAGAUAAAGUUGUGGGGACUGAUAUGUUGGCUAAGGAAAAUGUUCGGGUGCAACAGGUAGAUGCAGUUUUGCAUGGGCAUGGCAGUGACAUCCUCCAAACGUCUGGGGAACAGGUGGAACGAGAAACGGUUGAGGGCCUUGUGGAUGUUCGUAUCCAGCAAGUACAGAUUGGGACGAGCUCACAGAGUGCAAUUUCGGGGCAGGCCAAAACUGACAAGAAUAAUGGAAAGGAGGGAUCAUGGACUCGACGUAAAACUGUGAGAGCAGGGACAAGUAAGGAAACGGAGGUCUCGAAUAAGAAAAACCCAACUAAAAGAGAUCACAGUAUGAUAGUUGAUGGGGAUUCGGUCGACUUUUUCUCAAAGAAGGUUAGAGAUGGGCUAUCGGAUCGGUUCGAACAAUUUGAGAUAUCGGCGGAGACUGGCGAACAGUCUCGCCGGACGCAAUGA